CUCCACCUCACUCAGCGGCUGUGGGAGGAAAAUCCAGCCCAGCAUUUUCAAGGUUAUCUCCUGCAGGAUACUUCACUCACGGAUCCUAUGGGAAUUCUGAUAACCGCGAUCUUUCUCUGGGCUGCAGUCGGAGUGGGAAGCCGACCAGCUACCUCACCCCUUAAUGACGCAAAGCAGGUUGAAUGUAUAAUUCAGGAGACACUGAAUGACGACGGGGGGCAGCAUGAGUGUGCUGGAUCCCAGCUUGCAGAUGAACUUAAUGAGCUGCAGAGACACCAGGGUCUUCUGAGGGAGCUGCAGAGGCUGGCUGAUGACGAGCGGGAAAAGGAGGAGCGGGAUGAAAAGGUGAGAGGGGAGUACAAUCUGGCCGACGAUGAGAGCGAAUUUGAGCAGAGAGACGAGGAAGAAGAGGAGAGUGAGGGGGAAGAUGAUGGAGGAAAGAAAGAGGAGCCAGAGACUGAAGGUGAUGAAGAGGAGAGAGACAGAAAGAUGGAGAGCCAGUUAGCUGAAGAGGUCAGCAAGGAAAGAGAGGAAGAAAAGAAUGACGAAGAGCUCAGAGAGCUGCUGAGGGAGCUGAAAAUGAAGCAACACAAGCCUGAGAAGGAGAACCAGAAAGGAGCAGAUCUAAAAAAGGAGGUGGAGGAGAAGAAGACCAAGCAGAGCAAAGAGGAAGAGGGCAAAAAAUUAGAGGACUUGGAGAAGCAGAGGAUGGAGGAGAGGAAGAAGAAUGAAGUGGAGCUGAUGGUGGAGAAAGAGAAGGUGGAGAAGGAGCUGAAGGAGCUACUCAAGGAGCAAAACAACGGGAGCAAGCCAGAGCAGGAGAGGGAGAGGAAGGAGAAGCAGGAGGAGCUGGAGGAGCUUGUCCGAAAGAUGAAACGGGUGCAGGAGGAGGAAACGCAGGAGCAGCCAAGCGGGAAGAGGAACACAGACAUUACGGAUGUAAAGGUGAAGGAAAAACAGAGUGGAGAUGAGGAGGAAGUCAAGAAGAAGAACGAAGCAGAGGAGGUGAAAGAGCCGCUGCAGAAGAGAGAGAUGGAGAAGGCCAGCGACGAGGCCACGAGGCAGUUUGAGAGGGAGAGGUACGAGGAAGAGGAGGAAAAUGCAGAGAAUGAUGAUGAAGAGGAGGAGUUUGUUAGAGAGGAUGAGGAUGAAGGGGAUGCUGAAGAAGAUGAAGGGGAGGAGCUCCUGGAGAUUGAAGCAGAGCUACGCAAAGUGGCAGCAGAGCUGAGGGAGCUUCGCCGGGGAUGAGAAGACCCCCCCCUCCCUUUUCCAUUCACACAUCACAAUCACACAUUCCCCAUUUUCCAGCCCUCACAAUCAUCGCUGCACUUGGAGGAACGUCUUUAAUCGUGAAUCCGUACGUGGCUCGUCAGUAGAAAGUGUGAAUUCUCUUUGCUUUUAGAUUGCCAGGAGGAAUCAGUCUCUGUUUCCGCGUCUGAACUGGACUGCCUCCUGGAGAUUCUGCAGGUUCUCUUCCAUCUCUGAUUUCCCUCUCUGAUUGCUUGUAAAAACGCUAUUUGUAAGAAGGACGGGGUCUUUUCACUUUAAUUGCACUUUCUCAAUCUCAUGCACUUUCAUUCAAACUUUACUUUGAAUGCACAAUACUAGAAACCCCUGAUCCUUCAAUCUGACCGUAUCGUUUGUAACAUGUAUUCCUGCUGGUCAGUUGUAGAUAUUCAGUGCAAUAACUGAUAACUUAGUUAAUGCUGUCCGACUGUUAAACAGUAACAAUGUUCAUAUUAUGAAUAAGUCAUUACUUCCUUACAGUUUCUUUAAAGAUCCAGCUGAAGCACAGAUUGUGUUUAAUUUGGCUCACGCACUGUUAAAACUAGACUGUUUAUAACGAACCCAAGUGGCACCGGCAGAAUUCAGAGAUAAAUCUUACAUUGCACCACCAAGUCAUGUGUGUCUUUGGUCUGGUGCGUUAAUGCGGAAGCAGAAUUUGAUUCUCUGAGAGCUUAAAAGGUCUAAAAGUGUCACUUUGGGUUCUUAUCCCGCUUUGCACUCUGAACAAGCCAAGGAGCAGUUGAAGAAAGGAGGAGGAACACUCUAAAGCCAUGAGCUGUCAGCGACAAUAACAGUGAUUUCCACAGCUGGCAUCCCAUUUGUGUAAAUAUUCCACUUUUGCUCCUUCAGCCAAGGUUACAUGAAACACGGAGCAGCAGCCCCCCCUUGAGGACGAUGGGUAGACAUGAACACAGUGCACGGAUCAACAGGGUCAGCAAUGGAGGUCCACUUGCUGCAACAAUGCAAUAUAGAUUAUAACACACGUGAAUGCAAUAAUUAGCUAAUUGUAAUUUAGUAUGUAAUGGAAAGCGCCAUUAGGAUUUUUUUAGCACAGAUUCAUGUGUUUAAAAACAUGCAAAAUAGUCAGCCGCAGGUUGGAUAAACUUUUAAACAAUCCCAGACUAUGAGCUGGAGAUGCUGAGAUAUUCUCCUCCAAGUAAAACUUUUCCAAAUGAGUUAUGAAUGUACUGUAUUUAAUUUUUUUUAUAGAGAAGUGAAAAAUUUUUUCCACAAUAUAAAACCCUAAAAGCCAGCAGAAGGCAACAAAUGUCUUUUUUAUGCUCAGGAAAGAAGGGAAUAUACAGAGAGCAAUCUGAGUAAAUAAAAAAACAACAUCUAGAAGAUUAAAAUAAUAUGUUAUUUACAAUAUUACUGGCCAAUCACAGUGCUGUACUUUGUGCCUGCUGUAUUCUUCUCUAUGCUACCUGUCAAUCAAUAA
Messenger RNA from Cyprinodon variegatus (sheepshead minnow), 2725 nucleotides. Its product is annotated as DNA ligase 1-like. NCBI's taxonomy places the organism in Eukaryota, Metazoa, Chordata, Actinopteri, Cyprinodontiformes, Cyprinodontidae. The record is from RefSeq and is a predicted model, not a curated record. Bases 88 to 1248 code for a protein of 386 amino acids. The transcript has 6 exons.